GGUCGCUGCCGCCUCUACCUCCUCUCUUCUCCCGUUUCCAGACGGCGGAGGCGCCAUGGCGAUGAACUAUAACGCCAAGGCGGACGGGCAGCCGGGGGGCAGCGGCCUUGGGGCGUCCGGCGGGGCAUCCGGCGGAACCGCCACCAAGAGCCGCAAGCCCGACAACACGGCGUUCAAACAGCAGCGCCUGCCGGCCUGGCAGCCCAUCCUCACCGCCGGCACCGUCCUGCCGGCUUUCUUCGUCAUCGGCCUCAUCUUUAUCCCCAUCGGCAUCGGCAUCUUCGUCACCUCCAACAACAUCCGCGAGUACGAGAUUGACUAUACAGGAAUAGACCCAAACAGUCCCUGCAAUAAUUGUUUAAAUGUAUCUUGGAAUAGCCCACCCUGCCAUUGUGCCAUUAACUUCACAUUGGAUCAACCGUUUGAGGGCAAUGUGUUUAUGUACUAUGGAUUGUCCAACUUUUACCAAAACCACCGCCGCUAUGUAAAGUCUCGGGACGAUAGCCAGCUAAAUGGAAAUAACAUUUCUUUACAUAAACCUAGUAAGGAGUGUGAACCUUACCACACAAGUGAGAAUAAACCUAUUGCUCCUUGUGGAGCUAUUGCCAACAGCAUGUUCAAUGAUACAUUGACGCUUUCUCGUUUUGACCACGAAACAUCUAAAUCCGUACCUAUUCGUCUGCUUAAUAAAGGCAUUGCUUGGUGGACAGACAAAAAUGUUAAGUUCAGGAAUCCUACUGGUGAUACAAAUAACUUGACAAUACUUUUUCAAGGAACAUCAAAACCUGUCAACUGGCACAAACCAGUGUAUAGGUUAGAUUCAGAUCCAGACAACAAUGGAUUCAUCAAUGAAGACUUCAUUGUAUGGAUGCGUACAGCAGCGCUACCUACCUUCCGUAAGCUGUAUCGUCUUAUAGAGAGGCAAGAUAGCUUACAGCCUACUCUGCCAGCUGGGAAGUAUUCUUUGGAAAUACAAUAUAAUUAUCCUGUCCAUAGCUUUGAUGGGCGGAAACGGAUGAUCUUGAGCACCAUUUCAUGGAUGGGAGGCAAAAAUCCAUUUCUGGGAAUAGCGUAUAUAACGGUUGGCUCUGUUUGUUUUUUUCUUGGAGUAGUGCUGCUUAUCAUUCAUCACAAAUACGGAAACCGGAACAAUAGUGCAGAUAUUCCCAAUUAAGCUAAGUGCUCCAAAUCACAUGUACUGCAUGUGCAUCAAGGCGAGUCCAGAGUGGACACAGCUUUUGAAAGCUGUAUCCCUGGUAGUUGCUUCUGAGACAGAAUACAUAAGUAUAUUUGAAGCCUUCAUUUCCGUCACAGUGGAUUAACUUGAAGAUAACAGCCGUAAAACAGUGCUGACAAGGGGAUUUUUGAGGUCUGCCUCUUGCUGGACAGGUGCCAUGAUGCGCAUAUAGUCUUUCCUCACCCAAUGCAUCUGCUGCUUGUUUGUAUGCGUUAUAUGUCAAUACUGUAUAGCAAGAAUGUAUUUAGAAUAGCUUCUUAGUAUUUUAAGGACCUACAGUGCGCUGAUUCUUAGAAGGAAAAGAGGCCUAUCUAUGUUUUGUCAUCCAAAGUAUUUCGCACGUGAGCUUUGUAACUCAUGUACAACUCAAUGUGAAUUAAGCCCAACUUCCUGCUUGAAGUUCACAGGAAGUUCCAAUAAGUGUGUUUUGACACGUGAACUAGUCAACUAAAAGUUUACUUUUUGCCCAGUGACAUGAAAGCUGCUUUCCACAUAGAAGCAACUGUGGCAUAGGAAUCUCUAGCAUUUAAGUUCUGUUCAACUAUCCGUCUUAUGUUAAGCACCCUGUGUGGUUGAAAUCGCUGAGCCUAUUCCAAUAGAAGUAGAUUGAUUUGGGGGCCCAAAUCAGGUACAACUGUGUCAGUAAAUAAAGUACAUUUCUUUCAGUUAAAAAAGCAAGGCUUUCAAUAAUUUAUUAUAAACCUGAAGCAGUCAACUUGUUUCAGAAGAUGCUCCAGUUCCUUCACUCAGAGCUCCUGGGUUCCUCAAAUGUUCCAUAAAAAAUAAACUAAAAGUUGCUGUGGUAGCAUGUGGGAACUUGUGCAUCUUGCAUACUAAGUCCAAUCUAUCCAAAUUGUAAGAACCCAGACCAGGGACUUUAAAAUUAUAGAUAGAUAUAGAUAUAUAUUAAUAUAUAAAUUUGCUGUGUACAUAGAUGUUGUUUUACAUGAAAUUUGCUUGUCAGUCUGAGUGUCUGCUAUUUAAUAAACAGUAUCAUUUGUUUUAUGAAACAAUGUUGUUAUCAGAAACGUAUCUCCUUAAAGCAGCUCUGUCUCUGGUGGCUGUCAAAAAGGACUUGGAGAGGGUAAUACAAAAUUCACUUUGAAAGUUGUGAUACAUUCCAAAUCUGGAAUUUUAACAACCAGGAGUAAAAUCCAGUAGAUUUUUCCACUGUCCAACUUCUAUAGGUAAAACUUUAUGUCUAUCCCAAAAUACUUCUUGCAUGCAAUUGUUUUUUUUAAUUGCCUGUAAUGUACAAAUUGAUAUCCAGAUUAUGAAUUCUAAAUGAGUAUUCAUCAGUGAGAGCUGUCAAUUUACUGGCAAUAGUCAUCCUAGUUAUGGUAUCUCUCUUAAAUUAUAGCAGAAAGCAGACAGUAAUUAGUCCUUUUAAACUGCAGUAUUAUUUAACUGGCUUCACACAAGUAAAUGAUUUUAAUAUGAAUUCUAGGUGCAUUAAUAGGACCAAACUACCUUGAAUUAAGUGUUUGUCCCUUUAAAUUACAUUUUUCCAAUCCAAGCCUCUGGAACAGCCACCUAAUUUUAUAUCUACUUUAUUCACCUUGAAAUCAACAAAUUGGUGAUUAUGGUGGGGAAAACAAGCUCAUCUGUUUUAUACUGACAUAUCUUAACAGGCAAGAAAUUUUUAUCUUCACAUAAAAUAAUCUUAAAUAUUGUGUCAGCCUCUUCAACUGUCCUACCCUUAUUAAAGUUGGCAACUGUUUCAAACAUGCCUAUCGAAAACCUGCUGCCUUAUGUUUAUAGCUGUUUCCUACAGUGAGAAAAAUAAUUAUCCUAACAGCCUGUUGUAAAUACAUUCAAAUUUAUAGACUGUUACCCUGAAGGAUUUUAAUUUUAUUUCUAGAACAAAAUUAUUUUUACCAAGAAUAAAAACUUCUAACUUGACAGAAAAAAAAGGCUUUGUAUUAGCUGAUCUUUCUCUUGUAGCUAUGGUCAAUUGGCAGUCAUGCUUACUGCAAACAACCAGUAGAAAAAGCUGUGAAGGGGGAAUUCCAGCAGAACAAGACAAGAAUUUGUUUAUAAAACUAGCACAGUUCGAUCACUUAUAUUUAUCCAUAACCUGUCUACCUUGUCACCUGUUACAUACUUAUCCAUUUGCCAUGUUUACAUUAAGCAUAGUUUGGCUCUUGCCCAUGCCAGGACAAAAGGAUUACUCAUUCAUAGUAUCUGUAGAGGAGAUAUUAUGCCUUGCAUGAAUUAUUGAAGACAAGUCUUGGUCAUGGCAGACAGUUGAAAAAUAAUCAUGACUUCGAUCUGAAUCUUACAUUUGCUUUUCAUAUGUAAAUAAGAGAGUAAUCAAAGAAACAAAUUCUGUUCUGCCAGUUACAACCUGUUGGAUUAAGUAACUGUUUCAACUUAAGUCUUUUACUGAAUAUUGACAAAGAGCAGCAAUAUACAUCUGUGGAUUUACAAAUUUAAAUUAAUCUGCCUUCUGUGGAAAAGGUUUCCUAUUUCCACAUAAUAAAAAUUGAGGAAAGAAUGAAGUUUACUUGCUUGAAAGAGAAGCAACUACUGAAAUGGGUAAGUUAAGCAGUGACAAGUAAUAUUGCAUUCUUCUGGGACUAAAGAUGGGUGACUAUCUUUAGAACAGGGUAAUAAGAGCUGUAAACUGUUGUUGGUAAUUGUUAUUUUAUUAUUAAAUUUAUAUGCUGCCUGAUGCCCAACGACUCUGGGUGACUCACAAGUAAAAACACAUACAAAGGAAUAAAAAAUAAACGAUAGCAAGAUGACAGAACUGGACUGGAACAGAAAAAAUAAUCCAAGAGGACUACACCCACCCUCGCUAAAGGCAUAGGAGAAGAGCUAGGUCUUCAGCACCCUUCAAAACACCAGUAGGGUGGGGGCCGUCUAGAUCUUAGAAUCAUUUGUUCUUCAUUUGCGUAUAUUCAGAAAGCAUUUUAAAAGGGGGAAAGUGGAAAAUCAGUUAUUUUUAUUUUUCCAUGUGUCUGUAGAACACCUGAGUUUUGUAACAGCUCCACCUUUUUCUGGUUGGUCUGAGGUUUAAUAUCUAACACAUACUGACUCUAACUGUAUAAUGAUGCCUUUCUGAUUUCUUCAUUUCUCUGCAGCACUACAGAUCGUAUCCGGCAGGUUAAGGCUUUUGAGGGACUCCAAUGGAAAAGGGUGGGAAAAUCAAUCCUAGAUCAGUGGAAGAUGAAACAUAAGCAGACAGUUUGAGAUUGCAUUCUUGGUAGUAAGUUGUUGAAUACAUGUUCAUACAACUCAAGAUCUGAGAAACUACUUUGAGGAAGGUUCUUGGGCUUCAUCUGUUACCGCUGCUUUAACUAAUAUGGGAAUUAUUACAGGUUGGGAUGAGAGAAUACCUCAACACAAAGGCAGAUUCUUCUAAUAAUUGAGGCAACAUUAGAAACUAUCCCUUGGAAAUGUUGCCAGUUUUACCAUUUCCCACAGUGGCAAAGAAUUAAACAAAAUACUGUGUUACCUGGAUUGUUUUAAUUUAAAACAAGCUCUAAAUAGCAAGUAAUGCUAUACAACAGGCCAUUCCCUUAAACUGUAGGAGAGUUCAAGAUACCAUCAGUUGAAUAAUAGCAGAACAAAUAGAUUGAUUGCUAAAUGCAGUAUUGGAAGAAAGCUAGUAAAGCCUGAAUUAAUAUGUGUUUUAAAUCACUGAAGCACUACAUGAAGGAAUAAUUUUUUUGUUGCUAUGCCUGUUUGAAAAUGUAGUAAAGCUAAGUGUUUUCCAAUGAGGCUGCAAUAAAGACUACAGUAUGAAA
Messenger RNA from Candoia aspera, 4989 nucleotides. It is a transcript of the gene CDC50A, whose product is annotated as transmembrane protein 30A. The transcript has 7 exons. The record is from RefSeq and is a predicted model, not a curated record. Bases 56 to 1174 code for a protein of 372 amino acids. Gene Ontology annotation, cellular component: Golgi apparatus; endoplasmic reticulum; plasma membrane. Lineage: Eukaryota; Metazoa; Chordata; Lepidosauria; Squamata; Candoiidae.